AUGGCUGACACUCCCGUUACUCUGCGGACACGCAAAUUCCUCCGCAACCCGCUUUUGAGCCGGAAGCAGAUGGUUGUUGAUAUCCUCCAUCCCAACCGCGCCAACAUUUCCAAGGAUGACCUUCGCGCCAAACUCGCCGAGCUCUACAAAUCCAACAAGGACCAAGUGUCUGUGUUCGGCCUUCGCACACAAUAUGGUGGCGGAAAGACCACCGGCUUUGCCCUCAUCUAUGACUCCGGCGAAGCUUUGAAGAAAUUCGAACCCCGCUACCGCCUAGUCCGCAUCGGUGCCGCUGAGAAGAUCGAAAAGGCCUCAAGACAACAGCGCAAGCAACGAAAGAACAGAUCGAAGAAAUUCAGAGGUACAGCGAAGACCAAGGGCCCAAAGAAGGACAAGAAAUAA
Messenger RNA from Uncinocarpus reesii 1704, 402 nucleotides. RefSeq names its product 40S ribosomal protein S24-A. Gene Ontology annotation, molecular function: structural constituent of ribosome. The transcript has 3 exons. Gene Ontology annotation, cellular component: ribosome. Bases 1 to 402 code for a protein of 133 amino acids. The record is from RefSeq and is a predicted model, not a curated record. Gene Ontology annotation, biological process: translation. Lineage: Eukaryota; Fungi; Ascomycota; Eurotiomycetes; Onygenales; Onygenaceae.